Acaulospora morrowiae is the source of this 789-nucleotide messenger RNA. The record is from the annotation of a GenBank genome assembly. NCBI's taxonomy places the organism in Eukaryota, Fungi, Glomeromycota, Glomeromycetes, Diversisporales, Acaulosporaceae.
AUGAUUAUAAAAGAGUACAGAGUAAUUAAUAAUUGUACACGCGACGAGUAUCAAGUUGCUCAAUUGUUUGCUGUAGCUGAAGCUUCAAAAGAAGAGACUGGAGGAGGCGAAGGAGUAGAAGUGAUCAAAAAUGAACCUUACGAAAAUGAGAAAGGAAAAGGACAAUAUACAUACAAAAUAUAUCAUCUUUCCAGCAAAGUUCCAGCCAUUAUCCGAGCGUUGGCGCCCAGUGGUGCUCUUGAACUUUAUGAAGAGGCAUGGAAUGCAUAUCCACAUUGUACGACAGUCUUGACCAAUGGGUACAUGAAGGAAAACUUUAAAUUAAUUACCGAGACUAUGCAUGUUGAUAAUAGUCGUGGUGAAAUUCAGAACGCCUUGAAUAUUUCUCCAGAUUUGCUUGAAAAACGCGAAGUGGUGAUUAUUGACGUUGCGAACGAUCCGAUCGAUCCGAAAGAUUAUAAAAAGGAUCAAGAUCCUACUUUGUAUCACUCCGAAAAGACUGGCCGAGGCCCACUGAAAAAUAAUUGGAUUAAAUCCGUUGAACCUGUUAUGACCUGUUAUAAACUUGUAACUGUAGAAUUUAAAUGGUUUGGAGUUCAAAACAAGGUCGAAACAUUUAUCCAAAAUACUAUGCAAUCAUUAUUUACCAAAUUUCACAGGCAACUUUUUUGCUGGACCGAUGGUUGGUUUGGAAUGACCAUUGACGACGUAAGAGCCUGGGAAGACAAAACGAAGCAAGAUUUAGACGAAUCACGCGCGAAACCGCUAGCUGAGGAGACUGAGGCUUAG